AUGAAAAAUUUGCUUGUUUUACCUCCUAAUUUUUGUGCAGAAUAAGGCGCUUGCGCUUUUGUGAAUCCAUUUACUUCUUACGCUUUAAUAUAAAGAGCUUUAUCCUAUAAAAGUAAAGGUGUAUUAAAUUUAGCUGCUAAUAGUUCAUUAGGACAUAUGGUGAAUAAAUUAAGUAAAUAUUUUGGACUAAACUGUUUGAAUGUAAUUAGAGGAAACUAAAAUCGUGUUGAUGAAAUGAAAAAAUAAUUCGAAAAUGAAUUCGUAAUUUCAUAAGAUUCCUAGGACUUUUCAAAUCAAAUAAAAUAACUUUCUGAGUAAUUAAGUAUCAAUAUCUGUUUUGAUCCUAUAGGAGGAAGUAUUACAGGACAAGUAUUUAACAAUUUGCCAUAAAAAAGUGUAGUUAUUAUUUACGGAUCUUUAAGUGGAAAAGAUAUUGAAGGAAUAAAUGGAGUGUAAGUUAGAUGGGGUUAAAAAAGAUUAGAAGGACUAACGGUUAUUAAUUGGAUGAAUGAAUAAAGAGAAUAGGAUUUGGAAAAAGCUAAAGAGUUUAUUAAAAAUAAUUUAGAUACUAUUUUCAAGACAAAAAUUUAUAAAGCUUAUUCUUUCAAUGAUGUUUAAGAUGCAAUUUAAGAAUGUAUUAAAAUUGGAGGCGGACAAGGUUAUUUCGGUAAAACUAUAAAAGAGACAUUAGCAAUUUCAGCCUUAACCGCCCGAGAAGAAAUUUAAAAUAUAGUCAGAUAACAUAAUGCAUGGAUAGAAGAUCGUUAAUUAUACUUAGUUAUGGAAUACUGUGAUCAUAAUUUAUCUGAUAUAUCUAAAAAUAUACCAGUUUAUAAAUAAAGCAUAUUUUUUUAGAUAUUCUUAAAGGACUCCAUUAUCUGCAUUCUUAAAAUCUAGUGCAUCUAGACUCAGUUGAAGCCUGAAAAUAUGCUUUAUCACUCAAAAUAAAAUAAAUUUAAAAUCGCGGAUUUCGGUCUUACAUUAGUUUCUCAUAAAGAUUAAUUGUAUUCGAAUAUUCAAGAAGGCGAUUCACGUUAUAUUGCACAAGAAUUACUUAAUUAUUAGGCUGAAAUCGACCUUAAAAAAGCUGAUAUUUAUUCUUUAGGAAUAUCUAUUUACUAAUUACUUAUAGGAGAAAAUUUGCCUUUAAAUGGGGAAGAAUGGAUUGAGUUGAGAGGAAAUAUUAAUGGAAACAUUAUCGAUUAAAAAUUAAAAAACUAAAAUAAAGAAUUAGUUCAUAUUAUUAAAUAAAUGAUGCAUUCGGAUCCUGAAAUGAGGCCUUCUACUUAAGAAAUUUUAGACUCUAUUUAUUUCAAGACGGAAUUAUUAAACGAAAUUAAAUGGCAAAAAAUUAAGAAAAACAACCUAGAAAACGAAAUACAAAAUUUAAUAAUUAAAAACUCAAUUAAAAGAAACAAUUCAUUAUGA
Ichthyophthirius multifiliis is the source of this 1428-nucleotide messenger RNA. RefSeq names its product zinc-binding dehydrogenase family protein, putative. NCBI's taxonomy places the organism in Eukaryota, Ciliophora, Oligohymenophorea, Hymenostomatida. The transcript has 3 exons. Gene Ontology annotation, biological process: protein phosphorylation. Gene Ontology annotation, molecular function: protein kinase activity; ATP binding. The record is from RefSeq and is a predicted model, not a curated record.